AUGUCUUGUGUUCUUAGUCUUUUGUUUAUUGUACUAUAUAUAGUUUACCGAUCAGAUGAAAGUGAUGGGGUUUUUGAGAAAAAUUCAGCAAAGAAAAAGAAACCAGAUCAAAGUCUUUGGAAGAGAAACAUUGUAAAGGUUGCCAGAAUAAAAGGUGAAGAAUAUGUUAACUACCAAGGAAAUACUGUACCUCAAAAGUGUACUGGCUUCCCCUGCAGCUGCAAGAGAAACUACUGUCUUGAGACUAUUAAUGAAAAAGAUCAAAUGGAUAUAUUUAACGAUUUCCAUGCCUUCAACACUAAAGAUGAGCAAGAUUUAUUCCUACAAUCCUUGAUUGAUUCCCAAGAAGUUAAGCAGAGACGACCCAGAAAGGAAGACAGUUCUAAAAAAAAAAGUGCUACCUUUAAGUAUCAUGUUAUGGUGGGUUCUGAUCGAAUGCCGGUUUGUUUUAAAGCUUUUUUAAGUUUACAUGCAGUUACUAAAAAACAAGUUGAAAGUUGAAAGUUGAUUGCGAAAAGCCCAGUUGAUAAUAGAGGACGUUAUAUAAAACAAGUAUUGUCUGAAGAAAUCAAACUUUUUAUCAGACAGCAUAUUGAAAGCUUUCCAACUAAAGAAAGCCACUAUCUUGGAAAGCCUAUAUGCUAUCUAGAUGCCACAUUAAAUGUUAAAACUAUGUAUAAGCUGUUUAAAGAAAAAUACUUUUCAAUAAAAGUUGGAGGAACAAAGUAUUUCAACUACUUUAAAGAAAACUAUAAUCUUUCCUUUGGAAGGCCACAAGUUGACAUAUGCUGCACUUGCGA
Messenger RNA from Hydra vulgaris (swiftwater hydra), 800 nucleotides. NCBI's taxonomy places the organism in Eukaryota, Metazoa, Cnidaria, Hydrozoa, Anthoathecata, Hydridae. The record is from RefSeq and is a predicted model, not a curated record.